AUGAAAAAAUUUACCCAAGGUACUAAAAUAAACUAUAAAUUAUUAACUAAAAAUAGAACUUUUUUAAAAAAUAUUCCAAACUCAACUCCAACUUAUAUUUGGAAUCCAAAAGUUGGAAAUAUAUCCAUUGUUGAUGUCAAUUCUAAAGGUGUUAUUGCUAAUAAUAAUUGUGCUGGAUCUGUUGUCAUUGUUCAAGAACCAGACCAAAUUGUUUUUUCAUCAUCUCAAGUAGAGGUCGAAGUUGGUAAAAAGUUAGUACUCUCAACUAAAUUAUUAUCAAAGCAUUUACCAAAAGGAGUUUAUUUCGAAUCUUGCUCAAUUAAUAAUUUAGAAUGGAAAGUUAAAGAUGAUUCCAUUUUCAAAAUAUUACCACAUGAAAAGGUCGACCAACAAAAGAUAUCAAGUGACAUAUGUUCAUCUCGUGAAUUUUUGGCUCUAAAAGAAGGCUCAACUGUUAUUUCAGUUCAAUACAAUGGAAUGAGAGAAGAAAUUCGUAUUUUUGCUUCUCCACCAGCUGAUCAAAUGGAAGUUUUAUUAAGUUUAGGUUCAUCGGCCGAGGUUUCUUUCUGUGGUGGUAAAGAGACAUGGCAUUUAGAACCAAAAAUUUAUUCCAAAACUAUCUCAUCAGAUAAUAAAGAACAAAACUCACUCUCAAUCACUCCAGGUGAUAAUAAUUCAUUCAAAGUCACUUGUCAAAAACAAUCAAAUGAUCCACAAAAUGUUAUUGUAACUAUUAGAAACAAAAAGAGUAUUAGCAGCCCAUUACCAGAAGCCCAUUCAAUUAAAAUUCCAUUCUUUUGCCGUCAACCAUCAUAUAUUCAUAUUCAAUUUAUAAAAUUACCAACUGAAGAAGAAGGUAAACAAAAAUCAGGUGAAAUCAGUUGUUUAAAUAUUCAUAAUAAUAGUGAUUUACCAUUUAUUCCUAUGAAUUCUAUUGCUAAAUAUGAAAAAGGUAGUACCAAUUAUCCAAUUAUAGUUGCAGGUUCUAUUUUUAUUGCCGCCCUUGCUAUUGGUCUUUAUGUAUAUAAAAAACAUAUGUUUAUUUAUAUAUCAAAUCUAAAUUUAUCACAAAUAUCAACCUCUUUAUUAGAAUCAUUCCGAUCUCCAUUUCCAUACUCUUCUUUAGUAUCACCAAAUAGUUCACUAGUUAGUAUUUAUCAACAAAAAAAUUUAAAAAAAAAAAAAAAUUUAAAAAACCAAAAGAAAAAUAAAAGAAACAACAAAACUCACUCUUAUUAUAUUUGA
Molecule: messenger RNA, 1245 nt
Organism: Dictyostelium purpureum
Lineage: Eukaryota; Evosea; Eumycetozoa; Dictyosteliales; Dictyosteliaceae
Exons: 3
Coding region: 1-1245 (414 amino acids)
Cellular component (GO): nuclear pore
Source: RefSeq, a predicted model, not a curated record